Blepharisma stoltei is the source of this 1754-nucleotide messenger RNA. The record is from the annotation of a GenBank genome assembly. NCBI's taxonomy places the organism in Eukaryota, Ciliophora, Heterotrichea, Heterotrichida, Blepharismidae.
AUGAUUGAGAGAAUUAAAUCUCUCACACCUGAUCUUAAAAGUAAAGCUCAAAAAGAUGUGGCCCAAAUGCAUAGAAAUCAUGAAAGCAAAGUGCCAGAGCUUCCUGUUAUUAAUAAGCAGUUAGAUGCUAAAAAAGAUAUGCUGCUUUAUAGUAAAUUUUUGGUAAAUAGCUUUCAUAUAUUUUGGUAUUUUAUAUUUUCUUUCCAAGAUCUUUUAAAGCCAUUUAUAUGUAAAAGCAUAAUAAUAUAAGAAGCUCUUCGACUUUAAGGCCAGGGAAAAACCAAUUCAUAUUUUCUUCACGACAUCAUGAAAAACAAGUGAUCGGUGAGACAAGAUCAACCCAAAGAAUAAAGCUCAAACCAAUAAAUCUUACUUCUACGCAGAAUACCGUUAAUUCUGCCAAUGAGAAAUCAAUUUCUCCAAUAAAAAUAAGAGAACAGCUCAGUGAUAGAGAAAAAAAGGAUGAUGUAAAAAUUUAUGAAAUAUUAAAUUCAUUUGGAGGGCUGUCUAUAAAAAUUACUUCAGCAACGAUAGAGUAUUUUAAUACUAGAAAAAAAAUUAUUAUCCCUUUUAAUGACCUACCUUAUGUAUUAUAUGAAAAUUCCGAAAUAAAAAUCGCUGGUAGAAUUAAGAAAUUUACUAAUGAAAAUGAAGAAUGGGAAAACAAUGUUUCUGGGAUCAGCUUGGUUUAUAUGUCUUUACCGUUAGAUUACCCUUAUUCAGUAUACCGAUAUAAAUUUGAAAGGGUUUUGGUUAUGCUAACUCCAAAUGCUACGAGAGAAAAUAGGCUUGAAGAAAUCAAAAUAAAACUCUUUUCAAAGGGAUUGAUGAUGAAAUAUCACAAAAUCGUGAUUCUUACACCAGAAAUAAUAGAAAAACUGUUUUCUGGGAAAAUGCAAGAAAUUGAAAAUAGGAUGACGGAGGCUAUGUGCUGAGAAGGGUUCGAAGCACUAAAUGUUAUACAAAAUCUGAGAGAAAACGGUGGGAAUUUGACUGAGUUUUUAUUAUGGCACGAUGUGAUAGCGACAAAAAUUAAUGCAGUAUUUUCUGACGAAGAAAUUAAAAGUUGAGAUUUUCCAAUUCAAAAACAGACGAUUCUAUUUGGACACUCUUUUUGCUUAACUCUUCCGAUGAUAAUAAUAAGCAUUGGGUCGUUCAGCCAAGAGAUAUCAGUGCCUUUAGGCUUGUUAAAGAGGUUUUUGCAAGAUAAUUUUGUUAGUUGAAUAUCAAUACUAAUGAGCUACCUUUACAGUCAUAACUCAUUAUUUCUUAUAGGAAAUAAAUCUAUCUGAAUAAGCUUUGUAAAUUAUCAAGGAAAAGACUCAAUCCUAGUAUUUAAAGCCCCAGAACUAUUAUUUGAAAAUCACGAAAUAAAUGUCAAACAUGAAUUUUCUAUUAGAGAUAUAUCUCAAUUAUUGGAGAUUUCAGCUAAUAAAAAAUCUGAUUUUCUAAGAUUUAUUAUAAGCAAAACGACAAUAGAGAGCGGCUUAAAAGACCAAUGAAAAAUACAUAUGGAUUUAGGGUAUCACAAUUAUUCAGGCAAUUUAUCAUAUUUAAAAAAUAUUGACGAGGAAAUUGAAUUUUUUAGCGAUCUGAAGGUCAGAUGUCAGUUUAAGCUUCCUAUAGUUGAGAUUUAUAUGAUGGAUACAAAUAUAAAGGACUCAAGAAUAGUAAAAAAUGAAACUUGCCAAAUUUUAGCUAGUAAUGGCUACCAAAACUGGGAUCGAGAAUUAUUAGAUUUGUUUGAUAGAUAA